Messenger RNA from Larimichthys crocea (large yellow croaker), 1153 nucleotides. RefSeq names its product radial spoke head component 9 (gene rsph9). The record is from RefSeq and is a predicted model, not a curated record. Gene Ontology annotation, biological process: axoneme assembly; motile cilium assembly; cilium movement involved in cell motility. Gene Ontology annotation, cellular component: axoneme; radial spoke. Bases 145 to 960 code for a protein of 271 amino acids. The transcript is spliced from 5 exons. NCBI's taxonomy places the organism in Eukaryota, Metazoa, Chordata, Actinopteri, Sciaenidae.
GUUGUCAUUAGCAACCAAACUGGCGUUCGGACCUGAAAGGCUUUGGUUAGCUGUUAUGCUAGCUAGCAAGUAGUUUUAAAAACGCCCAAUAACGUCGACGUAGCCCACAUAAUAUCUACAUUAAGGCCAUUUAUUACACGAAUAAUGGACUCCAGUGCGUUAUCUUACUCUCUGGAGUUUGUUGCCGGUAGUGGACAUACUUUAAACGUUGAACAAAAAACCGCUCUGCAGACUUCCUUACUGAUCCUGAAGAAAAACUACAAGUUCAACCGAGUGUUGUUCUGGGGCAAAAUACUGGGGUUAAAGGAGGAUUAUUUCAUCGCACAAGGAAGAGGAGAAGAUGAGAUGCAGGAUAAAAAGAAUCUCUACAGCUUCAACUGCAUGGACUGGUUCCUGCUGCCCCCUGUCACAGACUCUAUGAUGCAGGAAGUGUCCACUGCUGCAAAGGGUCGCUUCAUAGGAGACCCCUCUUAUGUGUAUGAGUUGGACAGGCGAGGGCAGGCGGAUGAGGAGGACGUUUUGACCAAAGUCAACGAAGAGAGCAGACUGGCAGUUACAGUUCAUCAGAUCGACGAAGAAGCGUCUGUGAUACCACGUGGCGCCUUCGUCAAGAGUCCACAUGGCCUUGUUCAGAUCAACCGCAGCUUUGGUGGUCUGUCUCACUCAGAAGCAGGGAAGCUUGACAACUACCUUCACUUCAGUGAACCAAAGAGGCUGAAGACGAAAUCUAUCCUGGAAAUGGGUGACCUAAACCCAGCUAUUGACUUCCUGGAUGAACUGAGGGAUGACAUUCCUAAAGGAUCAUGGAGUCUCCAGUUUGAAUGUGCAAGCAACGUGUGUGUGCUGCGCAGCCUGUUGUGGCUCGGCCUGACCUCCUACCAUGUUCCAAUGACGCCACAGCAUGGAUACAUCUAUAUCGGUCAUGGGAUCAAGAAUUUGGACCUUCCCUUCAUGCUAUAAAGAGACAUCUUAUACCUAUAUCAAUCUACAAAGCCCUUAUGUUCCUCUGUUGUUCACAUACACCUGUAAGAUGUAUUAAAUGUAAAAUAUGGCAAGACUUUUUGUUAAAAGACAUAAACUAAAGAGGUUCAGUUUAGUAGUUUGUUCUCAUGCAUAGCAGCCAUUCCUAUACAAUAAACACGAUUUAUUUGCA